Achroia grisella is the source of this 1298-nucleotide messenger RNA. RefSeq names its product ADP,ATP carrier protein (gene Ant). Bases 255 to 1157 code for a protein of 300 amino acids. Gene Ontology annotation, cellular component: mitochondrial inner membrane. The transcript has a single exon. Gene Ontology annotation, molecular function: ATP:ADP antiporter activity. Lineage: Eukaryota; Metazoa; Arthropoda; Insecta; Lepidoptera; Pyralidae. The record is from RefSeq and is a predicted model, not a curated record. Gene Ontology annotation, biological process: mitochondrial ATP transmembrane transport; mitochondrial ADP transmembrane transport.
ACAUUUGCCCCUUCCUUCCUUUUGCGCCGCUCCUCUGAGCAGAAUUGCGAGAGAACGUGAUCGAUCGAAUUUCAAAAAAGGCACACACCUACCCCUGUGCUCCCGUGAUCACGAAACCACACCAAAAUCUCCUGAUUAUAAAAUUCAGGAGUUAGUUGUUUCGUGAUUUCUCCAUUCCGUGUGUGUACCUGUAGUAUUCCGAGUCGACGCCCGCGAGGCAAUUACCCAGUGAAGAGCCCACCUAAUUGAACAAAAUGUCGAACCUCGCCGAUCCGGUCGCGUUUGCGAAAGACUUCAUCGCCGGCGGUGUCUCUGCCGCUGUCUCGAAAACCGCCGUCGCGCCCAUCGAGCGCGUCAAGCUGCUACUCCAGGUGCAGCACGUCAGCAAGCAGAUCACCGAGGACCAGCGUUACAAGGGUAUCGUCGAUGCUUUCGUCCGCAUUCCCAAGGAGCAGGGACCCCUGUCAUUCUGGCGUGGUAAUCUCGCCAACGUCAUCAGGUAUUUCCCCACUCAGGCCCUCAACUUCGCCUUCAAAGACAAGUACAAGCAGGUGUUCCUCGGUGGCGUAGACAAGAACACUCAGUUCUGGCGCUACUUCGCCGGAAACCUGGCCUCCGGUGGUGCCGCCGGUGCCACGUCCCUCUGCUUCGUGUACCCGCUUGACUUCGCGCGUACACGUCUCGCCGCCGAUGUAGGAAAAGGCGACGGACAGCGCGAGUUCAGUGGCCUCGGAAACUGCCUGAGCAAAAUCUUCAAAACAGACGGUCUCAUCGGCUUGUACAGAGGAUUCGGUGUAUCAGUACAAGGUAUCAUCAUCUACCGUGCCUCCUACUUCGGAUUCUACGACACAGCUCGUGGCAUGUUGCCCGACCCCAAGAACACACCACUUGUCAUCAGUUGGGCUAUUGCACAGACCGUCACCACUGUUGCUGGUAUCAUCUCCUAUCCAUUCGACACAGUCCGUAGGCGUAUGAUGAUGCAGUCUGGCCGUGCCAAGGCUGAUAUCCUCUACAGGAGCACACUCCACUGCUGGGCAACCAUCGCCAAGACUGAAGGAAGCUCUGCCUUCUUCAAGGGAGCCUUCUCCAACGUCCUAAGAGGCACAGGUGGUGCUUUCGUGCUCGUCUUAUACGAUGAGAUCAAGAAGCUCCUCUAAAUUUAAUGUAAGAAUUUGUUACCAUAAUUUCAAUUCCCCAUUCACCAUACAGUCACACCCUGGAUUUCUGUAUUAUUACAUGCGAAAAUCAAUUCUAGUAACUUAUUUUUAGUUAAAUAAAGUGUUAUAAAUUGAUUCCAA